Molecule: messenger RNA, 204 nt
Organism: Dentiscutata erythropus
Lineage: Eukaryota; Fungi; Glomeromycota; Glomeromycetes; Diversisporales; Gigasporaceae
Source: the annotation of a GenBank genome assembly
AUGGGUAUAUCUUCCCAACGGUUCACAUAUGCUGGAAACCGAUCAAAGUCUUAUGCAUUGGAAACUGAAGAUGAGUAUAAAAAUAUACAGAAGGCAAAGGGUCUUAAAAAAUCUCUUGUUAAAAAAGAAUUAACUAUUGAUAUUUAUGAGCAUUGUAUUUUAGAAGGUGUGGAAGAUAAACCUCGAACUGCAAAUUUCUUAUGA